Cicer arietinum (chickpea) is the source of this 1860-nucleotide messenger RNA. Its product is annotated as ABC transporter C family member 12-like. Gene Ontology annotation, cellular component: membrane. The record is from RefSeq and is a predicted model, not a curated record. Lineage: Eukaryota; Viridiplantae; Streptophyta; Magnoliopsida; Fabales; Fabaceae. Gene Ontology annotation, molecular function: ABC-type transporter activity; ATP hydrolysis activity; ATP binding. Gene Ontology annotation, biological process: transmembrane transport.
UAUAUAGAGAUAGAUUAUUUGUAAUUGUCUUAUUUAUUGCUUUUGAGCCUAUCUAAAGAGUCUCUGUUGUGUAGUUGAUACACACGGUUUCACCAUAUACCUUUCUAUUUUCCUCUCAUGCAACAACUUGUAUCUGUGGCACUUGCAAACUCUUAUUGGUUGAUCAUUUCAAGUCUUCGUGCUGCCAAAAGAUUGCACGAUGCGAUGCUAGAUAAAAUUCUACGUGCUCCAAUGGUGUUCUUCCAGACUAAUCCCGUUGGCCGCAUAAUUAAUAGAUUUGCAAAAGACACGGGAGACAUAGAUAUCAAUGUUUUUAAUUUGGGGAAUAUGUUUCUUGGGCAAAUCUGGCAACUACUUUCGACAUUUGUUCUUAUAGGCACUGUCAGCACCAUAUCCUUGUGGGCUAUAAUGCCACUUCUGAUAUUUUUCUAUGCUGCUUAUAUAUUCUACCAGAGCACUGCUCGAGAAGUGAAGCGCAUGGAUUCCAUUACAAGAUCCCCUGUUUAUGCACAUUUUGGAGAAUCAUUGAAUGGUUUGUCAAGUAUUCGCGCUUACAAAGCGUACGACAGGAUUUCAAACGUCAAUGGAAAAUUCAUGGAUAACAAUAUCAAAUUCACUCUUGUGAAUAUUAGUUCGACCCGUUGGCUGAAAAUACGGUUAGAAACCUUAGGAGGCCUAAUGACUUGGUUGAUAGCAACAUUUGCUGUCUUGCAAAAUGCAAGAUCAGAAAACCCUGCGAUGAUUGCAUCUACAAUGGGAUUACUUCUCAGUUAUACAUUAAACAUAACAAGUCUCUUGAGUGAUGUCCUUGGCCAAGCAAGUAAAGCUGAAAACAGUUUGAAUUCAGUCGAACGCGUUGACACAUAUAUAAAUUUAGAAACUGAGGGUCCAGGUAUAAUUGAGACAAACCGUCCACCACCCGGAUGGCCGACAUUAGGAUCAAUCGAGUUUGAGAAUGUUGUUCUUAGUUAUAGGCCUGAACUUCCUCCGGUCUUGCAUGGAUUGUCCUUUACAGUACCAUCAACUGAGAAGAUAGGUGUAGUUGGAAGAACUGGUGCUGGAAAGUCUAGCAUGCUUAAUGCGUUAUUCAGGAUUGUGGAACUACAAAGUGGAAGGAUCAUUAUUGAUGGAUGUGAUAUUUCUACGUUCGGACUAGCAGAUUUGCGAAGAGUUCUUACUAUCAUACCACAGUCGCCGGUUCUUUUCUCCGGAACCGUUCGCUUCAAUCUUGAUCCAUUUAAUGAACACAAUGAUGCUGACUUAUGGAAAGCUUUGGAAAGGGCACACUUGAAGGAUGUAUUAAGAAGAAAUUCAUUUGGUCUAGAUGCUCAGGUUUCUGAGAGAGGAGACAAUUUCAGUGUUGGACAGAGACAGCUAUUAAGUCUAGCUAGAGCAUUGCUAAGAAGAUCAAAGGUUCUUGUCUUGGAUGAAGCAACUGCUUCUGUUGAUGUUAGAACAGAUGCUCUUAUACAGAAAACUAUCAGACAAGAAUUUGAUUCCUGCACAAUGCUCAUCAUUGCUCACAGAUUGAAUACAAUUAUCGACUGCAACCGGAUUCUGUUACUAGAUGCCGGUCGGGUUCUUGAAUACAGUUCACCUGAGAAACUCCUACAAAAUGAAGAAACUGCAUUCUACAAGAUGGUACAAAGCACUGGACCUGCAAAUGCUGAGUAUUUAUGUAGCUUAGUAUUUGGAAGGAUAGAGAAAAAUUCAAAUGUGUGAAUAUGUUGUAUUUCUUAUUGAUUUUGUACGUAAUACAAUAUGGUAUAAAUAGUUUAGGGAGUACAAGUAAAUAAGGAAAGCUAAUUAAAUCCUAAUUAACUCAAUUAUUUACAAGAAAGGAAAGAUAUUAUAUAGCUA